GUGAAAAAAAUUGUGCCAAUAAAAAUGAGUACUAUAAUAGCCACCAAUGCAAGCAGCUUGCAUUUAAUGCGUCCAGGGAUUCUCAUUUGGAAUGAUCUGCAGUAAACAAAUAUACAAAAACAUUAACAGCUGUUGUGUCGCCACUGAACAAUGAACAACAAAAUUUCCCACUUAAAGCAGGUAAUAAAUAUAUUUUUUUUGUUGAUAUUUAAAAUUUGACAUUUCCACUAAAAAUUUCCCUAACAACAUUGAACAAGUGACAGUUCGCAUUCUUGUUGCUAUUUGACGCACGUGUAUUACCUUUUUCGGCUAAAAUUGUUUCAGAAUUAAAUAUAUUUUUAUAUAUAAUUAUAUUAAGCGUAUUAAUAAAUAUUAUUACGUGCGCGAGGUUAAGAAACGAUAAUAUAUUAAAAAGCCUACUAAAUGGAUAAGCGCCAUAAGCAGAAAAAUAAGAAUGCGGAUAAGGGUAAAAAUACUGCAACGCAAGCCAAAAAUAAAAAUGCCAAACGCCCAACAAUAACAUUUCAAAAACGCAACGAAUUAAAUGCUUUGGUAGCAGAGCUAUGGAAACUAAGUGUUAAAGAUUCGAAAACAUCUCCUGAUAUUGAAUUUGCAGAAUAUGUUAAGAUACAAGAGCUUUUAAAUGAAAUUUUAAUCUUAGAAGCACCGUUACGACGUGAAAAUGUAAAUACUACUCCAGAGGCUCGCUUGAAACAUAUUGAUGCUUUUUAUGAGUGGGCUAUGGAGAAUGGACUCAAGACUGAUUGUGUUAAAAUUGCAGAAUUUCCUGGUUAUGAUCUUGGUUUGAAGGCAACACGGGAUAUAGCUAAAGAUGAAGAAAUUUGUACUGUUCCGCGUAAGCUAAUACUGUCAGAAGAGAGUCUUGAUAAGCGCGUUACUGAACAGCUUUCUUUGGGUUCAAUGACAAACAUAAAACUAGCAUAUGUUCUUAUAAUCGAAGCUAUGAAGGAGGCCAGCUUUUGGAAACCCUACAUAGAUUUGUUACCGGAUAAAUAUACUAAUGUUCUGUACUUCACAGUCGAGGAAAUGAGUGCACUUCGGAACUCUUGCGCAUUUUCCCCUGCUAUACGCCAGUGCAAAUCAAUUGCAAUGCAAUAUGCGCUAAUAUACAGCUGCGCACACAAAGCGGAACGCACCAAUAAUGGAACAGCAAUUAGUAAAGUUUUCGCUGAACAUUUUAACUACGAUCUGUAUCGGCUAUAAUGCCGCGUGGUACUAGUUUGCCUGAU
This is a messenger RNA of Teleopsis dalmanni, 1250 nucleotides long. RefSeq names its product actin-histidine N-methyltransferase-like. Lineage: Eukaryota; Metazoa; Arthropoda; Insecta; Diptera; Diopsidae. Gene Ontology annotation, molecular function: histone H3K36 methyltransferase activity; transcription coactivator activity; protein-L-histidine N-tele-methyltransferase activity. The record is from RefSeq and is a predicted model, not a curated record. The transcript has 3 exons. Gene Ontology annotation, biological process: positive regulation of transcription by RNA polymerase II; peptidyl-lysine trimethylation; actin modification. Bases 424 to 1224 code for a protein of 266 amino acids.